GUCACACACACAAACACACAAUCAUCUUUAUUGUUGUCGUUGCCGACGGCUCACUGAUCUUUCCACACCAACUACUACUACUACUACUACUGCUGCUGCUACUAGGUCGAACUUCAAGACACUGAUACCGGUACAGCAUCAUCCAAGCGCACUGGCGGUACGUUCCAUAUUCGCAUCAAGAAGGCCGGUGAGGUCAAUAUGGACGAGCUGCGUCAAUUCUUGGAAGGCACAACGCGUUUGACGCCAAACUGCUUGACAGGUGAGCAACCUCAGCAUGAUGACUGGGAUCAUCGCAUGGUUACCACAACAAUAACAACAAACCACUAAUGAACGUACAUGACAACAAUGACUGUUUUGCUGUACUACUGCAUAUUCAAUUAUCAGCAAUCAUGAUCUUGGAUGUGUUGAUCCGUCACAUGCCCAGUAUGCUGUACGCAACCGUGGGCCGCUCUUUUUUCACACCGCAAGAACGACGCUCAUUACCCAACGGUGCUGAGGUAUGGCAAGGCUUCUACCAAUCUGCCCGACCCGGGGUUGGCAAGAUGAUGAUCAACGUGGAUGUGAGCGCCACCGCGUUUUACGAGAGCGACCGACUGCCCGAAAUGGCUGCCAAGAUCCUCGGUCGACGCACAGUGGACGAUUUGCGUCGUGGCAUCACCGACCGCGACCGUGCAAAACUGGAAAAAGCGCUCAAGGGCCUGAAAGUUCAAAUCAACCAUCGCGGCGAGAACAAGCGCAGGUUCAAGAUCCUGCGACUCACGCCCUCGACCACAGACCGUACGCUGUUCCAAGACCAAGACGGCAAUGAGCUGAGCGUGUCGCAGUAUUUCGCCAAACACUACAACAUGCGACUGGAGUACCCGUUCUUGCCAUGCAUUGUUGUCCGCAAGGACAUGUUUCUGCCCAUGGAAGUCUGUGACAUUGUCUCGGGCCAACGCUUCAUGAAGAAGCUCAACGAGAAACAAACGGCCGAAAUGAUCAAGUUUACGUGUCAAAAGCCAAAUGUCCGCGCCAACAAGAUUAAGCAAGGCUACAAUUUGUUGCAGUACAAGGACAAUCAGUACAUGCAACAGUUUGGCAUGACCGUCAAGCCCGACAUGGCCAUGAUCAGUGCACGCGUCUUGCCCACACCGCAAAUCACGUAUUCGACCACUUCGCCCGAGGGAACCUUCACACCCGUUGGCGGUGCAUGGAACUUGCGUGGUAAAAAAGUCGCUCAGGGCGCCACAUUGGGAUCGUGGUCGGUCGUGAAUUUUCAGUCGCAGCUGCAGAAUCCGGCGAUCGCACGCUUUGUCCGAGAGUUGUGCCAGACAUUUAUCGAGACCGGGUUGAACGUGGUAAACCGUAAUCCACCCAUCACCCAUGGCGAUCCACAAGGAAGUAUUGACCGUACAUUGAAAGAAGCGUGGCUCAAGGCCGGCAACAUUGCAAAGGCCACGCCACAAUUGAUCUUGUGCAUCUUGCCCAACACAGGGGUGCCACUGUAUGCCGAGAUCAAGCGCGUGUCGGACACGGUGAUCGGUAUCCCCACACAGUGUGUCCAGUCCAAGCACAUUGCCGAUGCCAAGAAGCAAUACUGUGCCAACGUCUGCUUGAAGGUCAACAUGAAGCUGGGUGGCAUGAACAUGUUCCUCGACGCGCACCAGAUCCCUUUCAUUUCGGAACGUCCGACGAUUGUGUUUGGUGCCGACGUGACCCACCCAGCUCCAGGCGAUCUGAACCGUCCUUCGGUCGCUGCUGUCACGGCCUCCAUGGAUGCCCGGGCAUCGCGCUACGCCAGUGCCAUCCGUGUGCAAGCCAACCGUACCGAAAUCAUUGCCGAUCUUGCCAACAUGGUCAAGGAGUUGCUCAAGAGCUUCUACCAGGCAUGUGGUCAAAAGCCCGACCGUGUUCUUUUCUAUCGUGAUGGUAUUUCCGAAGGUCAGUUCAGUGCCGUGUUGGAAAACGAGGUCCAGCAGGUCCAUGCGGCGUGUGCGUCACUCGACCCGGAUUACAAGCCAACAGUGACAUUCGUGGUUGUUCAGAAGCGUCAUCACGCUCGAUUUUUCCCGGUGGAGGCUCGCGAUGCGGAUCGGACUGGCAACUGCCAGCCUGGCACAGUCGUUGAUACUGAAAUUGUGCAUCCAUUUGAAUUUGACUUUUACCUACAAUCCCACGCCGGACUGCAAGGCACUUCCCGCCCCACCCACUAUCAUGUCCUGUACGACGAAAACAAGUUCACUUCUGAUUCGCUCCAAGAGCUCACCUAUCGUCUGUGCUACAUUUAUGGCCGGGCUACACGUGCGGUGUCGAUAGUGCCGCCGGCAUACUAUGCCGACCUGGUGGCGGCCCGUGCCCGUUUCCAUCGCCGAGGUGAGAACUGGUCUGACACGGAAGCCACGUCCGAAAGCCUAGACUCUGAGCAGCAGAUGGCGAGCUUUGCCGUGGUCAAACCUGAGCUGCAGAAAGUCAUGUACUACAUGUGAAGAAGUACAACAACAACCUGGCGCAUGCUUUUCUUCUGCUUCUUCUUGCUUGCUUGCUUGCUUGCUUGCUUGCUUGCUUGUACUUGGUAUCCGCAAGCCAACAGAAUACUUUGCUGCUGAUAAGUU
Messenger RNA from Zychaea mexicana, 2591 nucleotides. Its product is annotated as Piwi domain-containing protein. The transcript has 3 exons. Lineage: Eukaryota; Fungi; Mucoromycota; Mucoromycetes; Mucorales; Lichtheimiaceae. The record is from RefSeq and is a predicted model, not a curated record. Gene Ontology annotation, molecular function: RNA binding; protein binding. Bases 327 to 2465 code for a protein of 712 amino acids.